Messenger RNA from Spodoptera litura, 3172 nucleotides. Its product is annotated as P protein-like. Gene Ontology annotation, biological process: transmembrane transport. Gene Ontology annotation, cellular component: membrane. The record is from RefSeq and is a predicted model, not a curated record. NCBI's taxonomy places the organism in Eukaryota, Metazoa, Arthropoda, Insecta, Lepidoptera, Noctuidae.
ACUAACACGCAUGCGCGGUUACCGCCGGCCAUCUUGUUUUUUGACGCACGUUAUUUUAAAUACCUAGUGAAAGUUUUUGUGUUUUGUUUGUGAAAACAAUUGUUUUUAUUGUUGUCUGUGUAACGCAAUAUUUGGAUUGUUUUUUAUCUGUGAAACUACACACAUAAUAAAAAACGACACCUAACUCAAUAAAAAUAAAGUUGAAACUGUAAAAACUAUGUCCUGACACAAGAUGGCAGAUUUAAUGCAAAGACUAAGAGAGUUGGGACGCAAAAAAGAUGUGAACUUGAACAAUAGUGUAUAUUCUGUGAUUUCGUGUAGCGACCUGACGCCAGGGAGCGUCGAUAUAUGGGUGGACCUUCCUGAUGAAAUCAAGUUUGAUCCUCUACUGGCACCAUUCAAGCAGCGGUACGAACAGCAACAUGGUAAAAUAGAGCUGGAGGAUCAUGCAGAAGGUGAUAAGACAAUAUUUGAUAAGAAACAUGAGGUGGAUGCGAGAAGGGAGGAUGUGGAACCUCUUAAAGACGCAGCGAACAGAUUAAUGGAACCCAUGCAAACAAAAGAUGAGAAGAAACUAAAGUCUGCCAAAAAGAAACGGCUAGACCAAGCACUGCGGACAGUGAAACUAUGUGGCCUCAUCUCCUGCUGGGUGCUUCUCACUGUCUCCUUGUUGAUGAACAUGGAACGAUCAGACGUGGUGCUGCAUACUGCUGUACAGGGUGGGGAGAUCAAAGAGUACGAAUUACCGACCAGUGAUCAACGAGUAAAAGUAUCUAUCACAUUGACUGGACCCUUUGCCCAGCCUGUGACCAAUGAGAGCGUGAACACACUUCAUAUAUGGCUGCAUAGAUCUGUUGGUGACAAUACAACGACAGAAUUUGAACAGAAUUCAACAAAAUGGAGAAUACACCUCCAACCAGAAGAUAUCCUGGACUUCUCACCCAGUUCUACAGAGAGCAGACUCCUAAUUCUUGAGGAGCAGGCUCCCAUACUCACUCGAGGACAUCAGGACCUGAACUCUUCACUCAGUCUGAUAACGGAAGAAAUUACGAGAUGGGGCCAAAUUGGAAUUAAUGGUACAAAGCUGACUCUCCGCAUGAGUUCCACCAGUGACAGUAUAGUUCCACUGACUGUCAGCUACCAGAUGAAUCCGAUUGACCCCGAAGAGGGCAUCAUCUACGCAACAAUCCUGCUUAUCACACUGUACACUCUUAUUAUAUUUGAGAUAGUAAACCGCACAAUAGCAGCUCUGCUCUCCUCGUCUCUAGCAGUGGGAGUACUGGCUCUAUGUGGAGCGCGACCCUCGCUACCUGAACUCGUCUCUUGGCUGGAUGUGGAGACUCUACUCCUACUCUUCAGUAUGAUGUUGCUGGUCGCUAUCCUGGCUGAAACUGGACUAUUCGAUUACCUCGCUGUCUUGGCGUUUGAAGUGACAGGCGGCAGAACAUGGCCUCUGAUCAACGUCCUAUGUUUCUUUACUGCGAUAUUCUCAACGUUUCUAGACAAUGUGACCACUGUGCUGUUGAUGACACCAGUUACUAUCAGGUUAUGUGAGGUAACUCAACUGAAUCCAGUGCCUGUUCUUAUGUCAAUGGUGAUAUUCAGUAACGUAGGGGGCGCUGCUACACCAGUAGGCGACCCACCCAACGUAAUCAUAGCCACACACCCUUCCAUAGUAAAAGCGAACAUAAACUUCACGACGUUCACGAUACACAUGGGGGUAGGCAUACUCAUAGUAUGUGUACAAACCUACUUCCAACUUAGAUAUAUGUUUAGAGAUAUCAACAAAUUGAGGCAUAGCGUUCCAAGAGAUAUAUUAGAGUUACGUCAGGAGUUGGCUGUGUGGAGACGCGCUGCUGCAUCACUAUCCUCUUACUCUAGGGAUGAAGAUAUAGUGAGGAGGGCGCUUGAGAAGAAGGUGGAGAAGCUGAACAUGGCGUUAAGUCGCCGGGAAGCCGGGGGUGGGGCCUCUAGAACAGAUCCUAUGUUCUGCUCCACUCUCGCGCAGAUGAAACAAAAGUAUCGCAUUAGAGACAAGCCGUUAUUAGUGAAGUCAACUAUAUGCGUCUCCUUCGUCAUCAUAGUGUUCUUUCUACACGCCAUACCUGAAUUACAACGCCUCUCUCUAGGCUGGACGGCUCUUCUAGGUGCCUUGCUGCUGCUGCUUCUGGCUGAAAGAGACGACCUGGAGCCAAUCCUGGCCAGGGUCGAGUGGUCCACCUUACUAUUCUUCGCUGCACUUUUUGUGCUUAUGGAGGCUUUAUCAAAACUGGGUCUUAUCUCCUGGAUCGGCAGUAUGACGGAGAACCUUAUAUUACAAGUUGGCCAAGAAUCCAGGCUAGCUGUGGCAGUUAUGCUAAUAUUAUGGGUGUCAGGUAUAGCAUCAGCAUUCGUGGACAAUAUACCGCUGUCCACGAUGAUGGUGCGAGUGAUAGCAGCGCUGGCUGACCCGGCCGGGCUGGGUCUACCUCUUGCUCCUCUCGCCUGGGCCCUCAGCUUCGGAGCCUGCCUUGGAGGUAACGGCACUUUAAUCGGUGCCAGCGCAAACGUGGUCUGCGCAGGAGUGGCCGAACAACAUGGUUACAGAUUCACAUUUGUACAAUUUUUGAAAAUUGGGUUUCCUAUAAUGUUAGGUAACUUAGUAGUAGCAUCACUAUAUUUAUUAUUCUGUCAUUGCUUUUUACAAUUACACUGAAUUGGAAAAAAAGUGAAAAUGUGAAUUACAUGUCUACGGGUCCCAUACGAUUUUCAAAUUAGAUACAAUUACAUUUUUUAUUUAUUAUAAAGAUAUUCGAACAAAUAUACUUUUUUGAAAUGGUUUAAGGGAUCCUUAUUUUUUGGUUAUGGGACCUGUAGAUCAUGAACUUACAACAUGAAUCACAUAUACACAGAUAAAUAAAAUUGGAGCGUCUGUUUGUAAUAUUAAAAUAACCGCUUUUUACUACAUACAUAUGAAUAUACAUACGAUACACAUAACAAAAUAUAUUGUUUUUAAUAUUUUUGUCUGUCUCUCUGUUUGCACUGUCUAAUCUUUAGAAUGGCUGCACCAAUUUUUCAAGACUUCUAUUGACAAGUAGCUGGUGUACUAAGAAGUAACGUAGGCUACUUUUAUUUUGGAAAAUUGAAACAAAAAAAGUUGUGUUCUAAAAUUCAUGUUCUACGCAGACGUAGU